AUGCAUCAGAUUUACAGCUGCAGUGAUGAAAAUAUAGAAGUUUUCACCACCGUGAUUCCUUCCAAGGUGUCCAGUCCAGCCAGAAGAAGAGUCAAGAGUUCUCAACAUCUCUUAACCAAGAAUGUGGUGAUCGAGUCCGACCUCUACGCGUCCCGGCCCCUGGAGCUGCUGCAGCACCGCAGCGACCACCGCGACGGCGAGGCCCGCAGGUCGAGCUGCUUCCAGAACGCACGGCCGCAGGGCGCCCACCCCGCCAAGACCCCCGCCAGGCCUGUGGGGAUUUCUGAACCCAAAUCAGCAAAUCUGUGUGGGAAUCGAGCAUACAGCAAAACUUUGAUGCCUCCGGUGGCCCGGAUCUCGGUGAAAGCUCCCGCCGUCCUGGAGGCAGCAGCUCUGGGCUCAGAGAACGGAGCUGUUCUGACCAGAGGAUCCAGGCACCUCAAGAAGAUGACUGAAGAGUAUCCUACCCUCCCUCAGGGAGCAGAAGCCUCCCUACCGCUGACAGGAAGUGCUUCCUGCGGCGUCCCCAGCAUCCUCCGGAAAAUGUGGACCAGGCACAAGAAGAAGUCUGAAUACGUGGGAGCUACCAACAGCGCCUUUGAGGCUGACUAA
Messenger RNA from Lipotes vexillifer (Yangtze River dolphin), 612 nucleotides. RefSeq names its product vexin (gene VXN). NCBI's taxonomy places the organism in Eukaryota, Metazoa, Chordata, Mammalia, Artiodactyla, Lipotidae. The transcript has 6 exons. The record is from RefSeq and is a predicted model, not a curated record. Bases 1 to 612 code for a protein of 203 amino acids. Gene Ontology annotation, biological process: neuron differentiation; neurogenesis.